AGGAAAGGAGAAUGAGGCAGUCAGUUCUGUUCUCCAUUAAACUGUUGACACUAAUCUUGAUUCUUCUUUUUUUCUACCAAUGGAAGCAGAGAACCAUGUUCUCUGACCUGUAAGAGUUGGGUUACAUCACCUCAUGGAGAAAUAUGGAAAUUCGUCAAUUAGUGACUUUGUAGUGGAGGUUAAUAUAAAAAUGACUGGUAUCAUUGCUGUAUUAGUAGUACAGAGUUCAGCAAUUACUUUGAGCAUUGCAGAAAGGAGGAGGGUCUUGUGCUUUUGCUUGAACACUUCUGCUGAAUUCUGGAAACAUGGAAGAGAAGAUAAAUUGCAAUGUUGCAGAUGCUGUAGACUACAAGGGAUUCCCUGUCAACAAGUCUAGAACUGGUGGAUGGGUACGUGCUGCUCUUAUCAUAGGCACUGAGAUAUGUGAGAGGCUCUCAACAAUGGGAAUUGCUGUCAAUCUGGUUACGUACUUGUGUGGAACUAUGCAUCUUUCAAGUGCAACUUCUGCCAACAUUAUAACAGACUUUCUGGGAACCUCCUUUCUCCUGUGUUUGCUGGGUGGCUUCCUUGCCGAUUCAUUCUUAGGCAGAUAUAGAACAAUUGCAAUUUUUUCCUCUGUACAAGCCCUUGGAACUUCCAUGUUAGCAAUAUCAACAAAACUCCCAAAGCUGCACCCACCUCCUUGUUAUGCAACUGAACUUACUAAAUGCAAACAAGCUACUGGCUUUCAAAUGAGAAUUCUCCAUCUUUCCUUGUAUCUUAUAGCAAUAGGGACUGGUGGCCUAAAGUCCAGUGUCUCAGCAUUUGGUGCUGAUCAGUUUGAUGAGAAAGAUGAAAAGGAGAAGGCUCAGAAGGCUUAUUUUUUCAACAGGUUUUAUUUUGUCAUUAGCAUGGGGGCUUUGAUGGCUGUCACGGUGCUUGUUUACAUCCAAGAUGAAGUGGGCCGAACUUGGGGUUAUGGAAUUUGCUCUGCUUCCAUGUUUGUUGUCAUAUUGAUAUUUUUAUCAGGUACCAAAAGAUACAGAUAUAAAAAAUGCUUAGGAAGCCCCAUAGUUCAGAUUUGCCAAGUUUUUACAGCUGCCAUUCGCAAGAAGAGUGCUAAAGUACCUUCUGAUAUUGCAUUACUUUAUGAGGAUCUCCCAGAGGCUUUGAGAAUUGAUCAUACAGAUCAGUUCCGUUUCCUGGACAAGGCCUCUGUUGUCACAGAAGGUGAUUUCAGGGAUGAUCGUUCCGUGGCCUUCAACCCAUGGAAGCUUUGUCCAGUUACAAGGGUAGAGGAGGUGAAGAUGAUGAUCAGCCUACUCCCAAUCUGGGCAACAACAAUUAUAUUCUGGACAACACACGCACAAAUGAUCACUUUCUCUGUAGAACAAGCAUCCACCAUGGAGAGAAGAAUAGGACAUUUCCAAAUCCCAGCUGGUUCCCUCACUGUGUUCUUUGUGGGAGCCAUAUUGAUAACUUUAGGUGUAUAUGAUCGUUUGAUCAUGCCAUUUUUGAAGAAAUGGAAUGGAAAACCAGGGUUUACCAACCUACAAAGAAUAGCCAUAGGUCUGUUCCUGUCAGUAACAGGAAUGGCAGCUGCAGCAAUAGCUGAGGUGAAACGGUUAUCAGUGGCAAAAGUAUCACCUGAAACUACGACUCUGCCAAUCACUGUUUUCCUUCUGAUCCCGCAAUAUUUCGUGAUGGGUUGUGGAGAAGCAUUCAUAUACACCGGCCAGCUGGAUUUCUUCAUUACUCAGUCACCAAAGGGGAUGAAAACAAUUAGCACCGGCAUAUUCCUCACAACUGUGUCACUGGGAUUCUUUUUUAGCAGCCUGCUUGUUUCCAUCGUCAAGGCAGUGACUGGAAGUGGCAGUAAACAGGGAUGGGUAGGGGAGGACCUCAACAAAGGGAGACUCGACUGCUUUUAUGGACUUCUAGCUGCACUAGGCUUCAUUAACUUUGGACUAUUUCUUCUUGCUGCAGCAUGGUACAAGCGCAGAUUGGAGACUCAUUCCCCCGCCCCCCCUUCCCCGGAUGGAGAUUAUAGUUGAAGGUUCCUUGGUCGAAAAGAAAUGCUACACUUAAGAGGUGUCUUAAGUGGUUAAGAAUUUAAAACUCUAAGUUGGAACUAUCAAAUUCAAAUCUUAAGACAAGCAGAGGGAGGAAGGGAGAGAUUAAAGGAAGGAGAGAGCUAUCUUUGUUGUAUAGCAUAUCAUCUCUCUAAAAAAAGUUGAAAAGUAAUGCUGAUUAUUGUUAUUUGUUUUGUUGUUUUUAGUUUUUUCACCACCAUGUUAGUUGGUUAGCACUUGAUCUUGUUUGCUAUGUAACUUGAGUAGUGUCAUAAGCU
This is a messenger RNA of Rubroshorea leprosula, 2329 nucleotides long. NCBI's taxonomy places the organism in Eukaryota, Viridiplantae, Streptophyta, Magnoliopsida, Malvales, Dipterocarpaceae. The record is from the annotation of a GenBank genome assembly.